ACUACACGUUCAUUCACGUUCUACAGAUCAUGGGCGAACAAAAAAUGCGAGAAGUACGGCUGCCUCCACUGUUUGAAAGAAAGAAGAAAACGAGGAGAGCAAGCAACGGGCGAAUUUAUCGAGGUAAUUGGGAACGAAUUUUUAAGCGACCCGUGUAGAAUGGACCACGAAUGCACUUUUGCGAAGUAUGCCGUAGAAAUUGGAAACAGACAUGUAUACAAGGAGCUGCAAAGCAUUCGAAGAGAUCCUGCCUGCGCGGAGAAGAAGCCUGUGAAAGUUUAUCUUCGAUAUGGUGGCGGCACCCAGAAAUGGAAGAUUCAAUUCAGAGCCGCGGUUCGCCGCUCGGGAUAUCACUCUAGACGGAUACCCAUCUCAAGAAGCUUGGCCGUAUGGAAAAACAGAGCUGUCACUAUGGAUCAUGUGCCUUUGGAGUUCAGCACUCUGCGCGAUGGAUCCACGUUUCUCCACUACCAAGCGCCUGGGUUCCACAUCUAUUACUCUUUGGCGACCAUC
Molecule: messenger RNA, 513 nt
Organism: Ostertagia ostertagi
Lineage: Eukaryota; Metazoa; Nematoda; Chromadorea; Rhabditida; Trichostrongylidae
Source: the annotation of a GenBank genome assembly